This is a messenger RNA of Apis dorsata (giant honeybee), 3536 nucleotides long. RefSeq lists its product as uncharacterized. Lineage: Eukaryota; Metazoa; Arthropoda; Insecta; Hymenoptera; Apidae. Gene Ontology annotation, biological process: protein peptidyl-prolyl isomerization; protein folding. Gene Ontology annotation, molecular function: peptidyl-prolyl cis-trans isomerase activity. The transcript has 13 exons. The coding region runs from base 100 to 3486 and encodes 1128 amino acids. The record is from RefSeq and is a predicted model, not a curated record.
CCUAUAUGUAUAUGAAAUGUAUUUAUACGAUUAAAAAUUUAUUAUGAAAUAUUUUUAUUAAGAAAAAAUUGUUUUCUUAAAUAAAUAAGAUUUACAAAUAUGAGUAAUAUUUAUAUACAAGAACCACCUACUACCGGUAAAGUAAUGAUGAAAACAACUGUUGGUGAUAUUGAUUUGGAAUUAUGGACAAAAGAGGCUCCAAAAGCAUGUAGAAAUUUUAUACAAUUAUGUAUGGAAAGCUAUUAUGAUAAUACUAUAUUUCAUAGAAUUAUUAAAGGAUUUAUCGCACAAGGUGGUGAUCCAACAGGUACAGGAGAAGGUGGUGAAAGUAUAUAUGGACAACCAUUUAAAGAUGAAUUUCAUACAAGAUUACGUUUUUGUCGACGAGGUUUAAUUGCUAUGGCUAAUGCUGGAAAAGAUGAUAAUGGUUCUCAGUUCUUUUUUACUCUUGGUUCUACACCAGAAUUACAAAAUAAACAUACAAUUUUUGGAAAAGUUACUGGAGAAACUAUAUAUAAUAUGCUGAAACUUGAAGAAGCACUUGUAGAUGAGGAUGAUAGACCAUUUUAUCCACCAAAAGUUAUAAAAACAGAUAUAUUGAACAAUCCAUUUUCUGAUAUUGUGCCAAGGAUAAUAACAAAAAAAAAUGAAGAAAUAAAGGAUAAUUCAAAAACUAAAACAUCAGGAGUAAAAAAUUUUAAUCUUUUAUCAUUUGGUGAAGAAGCAGAGGAAGAUGAAGAAGAAUCUGUGAUAUUAAAUAAAAAAUUUAGUAAUAAGGGCAAAUCAGCUCAUGAUCAUCUAACUGAUCCAAAAUUAAGUGCACAACCAGCUAUUGAACCAACUGGACCUCCAAACAAAAAAAAAAAAGAAGAUCGUAGUAGUGAUUGGGAAAGUGAUGAGGAAAUGAAAACUCAAGAAGAGAUGGAAGCUAUAAAAAAAGAAAAAGAAGCUAUGAAAGAAAGAAUAAAAAAUAAAUUGAGAGAUACAAAAAAAGAAUCUAAAAAAAUAGAAAAUUUUAAAAUAGAUGAUGAUGAAGGUGAUAAGGAUAUAAAGGAUGAUGAAUAUUAUCUUGGAAAGGAUAGAGAUGAAGAACGUAAAAAAAAAGUAGAAGAAAUAAAAAAAGAAAUUCGGGAUUUAAAACGUGAUGUUAAAAAUGAAAAGAAAGCAAAAGAAGAAGAUAAAAAAAUGAAAGAAGUCCAAAAAGAAAAGAAAGAAAAAAAAGUAGAAAUUAUGAAAGAAUAUAUAGAUACUCAAGAAAAAUAUAAAGAAGCAAAGUUAAAAAUACCUAAGAAAGGAAAAAGCCGUGAAGACUUUACAAUGGAAUUAUUAAAUAAAUUUAAAUCUAAACUUCAAAAUGCUAAAGAAAGUGUAAGAGAAACAUCACCAAGUCCAAUAAAAAAAGAAAACAUUAAAGAUGAAGAUUUUGAUCCAACCGAUGAAUCUUGGAUGGUACAUGCAUUACAUUGUGAAGAAAAAAUACCUGUUCUUGCCAAAGAUGCGAGUACAAAAGAUGAUGAUUGGUUCGAAAUUUAUGAUCCUAGAAAUCCACUUAAUAAACGACGAAGAGGAGAAAAAUCAUCCAAGUCAAAAGAUAAUAAAAGUAAACACGACGGUGUUCGUCCAAGAGAUUGGCAACCACGUAGAUCUCAGUACAAGGUUCCUCUGAGAUUAUUUCGAUUGUGUUUAUUGGGAAUGUUUCUUCCCGCGAUAUUAGUAGCAGGGCCAAUGUACUUACGAUAUCGUGUCUAUUCCGAGCAACUAUAUCCUUUAACCGUCUCCGAUCAAAGGCUUAUCGACGCAAAAGUAUCUACUACUUGGUGCCAGAGUCAGAUGAUCAAAGUUAAUACCACAUUUAAUGCCUAUUUGAUGAAUGACGAACCAAAAGUGAAAAACGAAUUCCUACCUGUCUCUAUGACGAGACAUUUGAUUUUAGAGGACGACAUGAAGGAAUAUUGGGGCUUCUAUCUUCUUCGGGGUAGCAGUGUUACCGUGUCUACUUGCGUGAGAUGGCCUGGCGCUUCUUUAACCAUGAUUCGUGGCCACAAACAUCUUCACGAAUGCGCAUUCAUCGGUGAUGAUAGUAGCGAAGAAUUGGAGGAACUUUUGGAAGUUGCUAAAGAGACUGGUUUUAUUGCGACGAACAAUUCCUUUGAGAACGAGAGUCCUAGCAACGAGCCGGAAAAGAUGAAGAGGGUUCAACAAGGUGUACAGUUUCAUCACAAAGAUCAUCUCUUGAAUAAUUCGAAACAUACGAUGAACACUAUGCCGCAUCAUUACAACAGUCACGAAUUAGAUGCCAAGGCUAUGAAAGUGAUUCUCACGGAACUUUUUGCCAAAACAUUGGAUACAAAGAAGAAGCAAAAAGAGAAUCCGCAUCAUCAUUACGAAGGUAUUUUCGUAGAAACGGAUAAUAUCGAUAAACCGCCUAUUCAAUCUUCUUCUCAUACCGAUACGCAAGAAGCCAGAAAUGAACAAAUGGAGAAUAAAUUGAUUAAAACUUUCGAAGAGGUUUUGAGGAGGCAAAGCGUAGCGAGUACCACGGCCGACGAUAGAGGUGAAUUAAUAAAAAAGCAUGGAAAGUUUAUGCAUAGAUAUGUUGUUGCACGAAACGAGACGAGCGAAAAGGAAACGAAGAAAACGACAAUCGAGUCUAAGGAGCCAACAUCCGGGGAAGUGUUUCGAGAUGUUUUGGACAAGAUUAAUUCGUUGGGUUAUCGGGGUAAAAAGAUUCUGAAGAAACUGAUGGACGAGAUCGAGAAGAAAGGUCCGGAAGGGGAAGCUUUACGGCAGGCGGUGAACAAGACGAUGAACGAUCACACGCUCUCGAAUGCUGAGAAACGCAGAAGACGAAGAGACCUGGUUUUAUCCUCGCCUCUUCACAAGGAAUUAACGGAAGAGGACGAAGAUGACGAUGCAGCUGUCGAAGAGGAUAUGUUGAACCCGGAUGGCAUAGCCGAGGACAGAGGCACCGUGAACGAGACAACGUUGAACGAUAGAAGCAAUUCCGAAUUUUGGAGCUCGUUCAGCAGUUCUGAGGAACGGCUUCUUGAUUGCAAAGGAUUGAUUCUAAAUUUACCUCUAACACCUCAUAGACAAUGUACUCCGAGACACGAGGGCGAACAUACGGUCGCUUCGUUUGCCAACACGAUUACAUAUAGAGUUCCUACAAACGGAUAUUAUUUCUUCGUCUUCAACUCUGAAAACGAGAUUCAACCCAAUUAUCUAAGGGUACGGUUCGAUCUUUUGAAGACGGUCUACAACAUCUCGAACCCGGUACACGUCUGCAAGAAUAGCACGAUGGAAUGUUCGUUGCCUUUUAAAAUCUUCAGUAAUGAGAGGACAGUGUUGGAAUUGCCGUUGAAUGGCAAUGACUCACUAUGGAACGAGGAAUACGUAGUGGUAUCCACGUGUGAACCAAGAACGUCUAUUUAUUUGCUAUGCAUUAUAUCGGUACCUUUGCUUAUCCUUAUAUUUGCAUUUCACUGACAACAUGACGAAUCGUGUGAGGAAAGGACAGUAUUUUAAUCUCACAAUAA